AUGGGGAGGGCCGGGGCGAGGGCGGCGAGGGCGGCGAGGGGUCGAGCAGCGGCGAGGGCGGCAGUGGAAGUGGAUCUGGAUCUGGUAGCGGCAGUGGCAGCGCGAGCGCGAGCGAGCGGGAGGAAGACGGGGACACGUCCGCGGACGACGGCGGUGCGGCGGCGCGGGCGCAGCCGAUCCCCGUCCCCGUCCCCGUCCCCGCCCCCAUCUCCGCCUCCACACACGGCUCGCACCACCCGCCUCCGAGCCCCAGCACGCACGGCCAUCGGGGCCACAGCCACAGCCACCACGCGCACGCGCACACGCACGCGCACGCGCAGCACCGGUCCCGCGCCGCAUCGUCGCUGUCCUCUUCCGCGUCGCCCUCGCCCGCGCCAUCGACCCCCGGCUCCGUCCACCUCUCCGCGUCCCCCGCGUCGAGCCCCGGCUCGGGCUCGGGCGCGGGCGCGGGCGCAGGCAGCCCCGGGUUCUGGAGGAAGUGGAAGGGCGCGGGCGCCGUGCGGAGCCGCGGCGCGGGCAAGGGCGCGCGGGGCGCGGCGUGAGCCCAGCCGCGGCGCUCGCUCUAUUUCGGCUUCGCGCUCUUCGUCCCGCGUACCGUGUCCUGUGCUGUCUCUCGUGUUUUGUUUUCUUGGGACGCCCACGUCCGUCCGUCCGUCCGUCCGUCCGUCGUUCACGACGCCGCGGCCUCGCUAUACCCGCGCCCUUUCUUGGUUCCUCGGGCGAUCGCCCCCUUCCUCUUGA
This is a messenger RNA of Heterobasidion irregulare TC 32-1, 741 nucleotides long. RefSeq lists its product as uncharacterized. The transcript is spliced from 2 exons. Bases 1 to 741 code for a protein of 246 amino acids. Lineage: Eukaryota; Fungi; Basidiomycota; Agaricomycetes; Russulales; Bondarzewiaceae. The record is from RefSeq and is a predicted model, not a curated record.